Cyphellophora europaea CBS 101466 is the source of this 1479-nucleotide messenger RNA. RefSeq lists its product as uncharacterized. Gene Ontology annotation, biological process: dephosphorylation. Gene Ontology annotation, molecular function: phosphatase activity. NCBI's taxonomy places the organism in Eukaryota, Fungi, Ascomycota, Eurotiomycetes, Chaetothyriales, Cyphellophoraceae. Bases 1 to 1479 code for a protein of 492 amino acids. The transcript has a single exon. The record is from RefSeq and is a predicted model, not a curated record.
AUGUGGGAUGCUAAUACCGCAUACUCAGUGGUAUACCCUUUGCUUAUCGCCGCGUCGUCACAGCGAGCGCUAGGACAAUCGGAAUGCGGCACGAUCGCUGAUGUCGAUCUUGGUUGGCACGCACCGAACGCAACCGAAGUCAACGAUCUCACCAAUGUGCUGAACGGAACAGGGGUAUAUGGCUUCGUGUAUAACGCCACAACUCCCUCUGACGUGCCGUAUUCGACAUACAAUUGGUGCAACAUGCCGCAUGUUCGAACUUCGGAAUACCAGCCUGCACCGUCCGACUACAAGCUCGAGUACGUUGAAGUCAUUCACCGCCACCACAAGCGGACGCCGUACGCUCACAACACUUUCCCACGCGAAGGCUAUCCGUGGUACUGCGAUGACGAAGCACUCGCGUAUUAUGGUAUCCCCAUUCCCGAAGGCAAUGCUGCGCAGGUAGCCUGGUCUGUCUACACGACAGACGUCAACCCGUUCGCUCCCGCAGGUUUCAACGGGACUUGCCAGUUCCCUCAAAUCAGUGGUCAAGGUCUUUAUGACAGUCGACAACACGGAGUUGAUCUCUAUGGUGUCUACCAUGACCAACUACAGUUCUUGCCCUCCUCCUUUGAUACCAACAAAGUCAAAUUCAGAGUUACCAACAACGUCAUCACCUCCCAGGUCGCAGGUCAAUUGAUUCUAGGCAUGUACCCGGAUGCCGAGAAUGUCUCCGUCACCGUCUUGAUCCAGCCGGACGGAGUCGACAGCCUCGAGCCAAGUUACUCGUGCGCCUCAUCGGACACAAUACGUGAGACCUACGGCGUGGGCAGCAAUUUCUCAAAUUGGACCGACCACUUAACAGCACCAGAGACUGUCUCAUUGUUCGAACGGCUCGAGGUUGUCUCCAACGUCAACAGCUCUGCCGAUGCCGACGAUUGGUACAGCUGGUUCGAUCACUAUUUUGACAACUUGUCUGCACGUCUUUGCCAUCAGAAGCCGCUGCCUUGCACUGCUGACAACGAAACUUGCGUAUCAGAGGAGGACGCCGAGGCUGUGUUCCGACGUGGCCAAUACGAAUAUUCGUUCAUCUAUCGCGACUCUCCAUCCUCUUUGGCGUCGUCGACUUCAUCUUAUGGUGUCUGGCUUGCCGAACUUGCUUCAAACCUUCGAGCCGUGGCGAGUGGCGACAGCGAGGUUCUUUACCGCCACAAUGUCGCCCAUGACGGUUCGACGUCCAGGCUGCUAUCUAUCUUGCAAGUUGACCAAAUGGUUUGGCCAGGUAUGGGAGCUGAAGUGGCCUUCGAAUUGUUCAGUCGUGAUCAGUGCUGGUACAUCCGCAUUCUGUGGAAAGGUCAAGUGAUGAGAAGCUCAAACCCGAGCUUGGGUCUGCUUGAUUUGAUCAGUCUCGAUACGCUGUUGGCAUAUAUAGAUGGACUGGUAGGUGAGAACGCACAGAAAAUUCCGGGUCUUUGCGAGCAAAGCUCCGAUGACGAAUAG